Messenger RNA from Amorphotheca resinae ATCC 22711, 1275 nucleotides. RefSeq lists its product as hypothetical. The coding region runs from base 103 to 1275 and encodes 390 amino acids. Gene Ontology annotation, molecular function: actin filament binding. The transcript has 4 exons. Gene Ontology annotation, cellular component: Arp2/3 protein complex; actin cortical patch. Gene Ontology annotation, biological process: Arp2/3 complex-mediated actin nucleation. NCBI's taxonomy places the organism in Eukaryota, Fungi, Ascomycota, Leotiomycetes, Helotiales, Amorphothecaceae. The record is from RefSeq and is a predicted model, not a curated record.
ACCACAACUCGUCGGCGACCCCACCGACAUCAUCUCGCUGUCUGUCGCACCUGGCCCAGUCACCCACUGAACGACAUCGCAAGCCCUCGACAGUCUGCGACCAUGGCUGAACCUCCAAUAGUCCUGGACGGCGGGACCGGAUUCCUCAAGGUUGGAUACGCGGCACAGAACUUCCCCGAGUUUCAAUAUCCCUCCAUCGUCGGACGACCCAUCCUCCGAUCCGAAGAAAAGGGCAACGAUGGCAUGGUUAUCAAAGACAUCAUGUGCGGAGACGAAGCUGCCGCCGCACGAACCAUGCUACAAGUCUCGUACCCCAUGGAGAAUGGGAUUGUAAAGAAAUGGGACGACAUGCAGCAUUUGUGGGACUAUACGUUCUACGAGAAGAUGAAGAUUGAUACAACGGGGAGGAAAAUCCUCUUGACAGAGCCGCCGAUGAACCCCCUCAAGAAUAGGGAGCAGAUGUGCGAGGUUAUGUUUGAGCGGUAUCAGUUUGGGGGCGUGUACGUGGCUAUCCAGGCCGUGCUGGCUCUUUAUGCACAAGGUCUCAGCUCAGGUGUGGUCGUCGAUUCGGGUGAUGGAGUAACGCACAUCGUCCCCGUGUACGAAUCAGUUGUUCUCAAUCACCUCACCCGCCGGCUUGAUGUCGCGGGCCGAGAUGUAACACGCAACCUAAUUGCGCUGCUCCUUCGUCGCGGAUACGCUUUGAACCGAACAGCAGACUUCGAGACUGUGCGACAAAUCAAGGAGAAGCUGUGCUACGUCUCCUACGACUUGGAACUGGACCAGAAACUGAGCGAAGAUACAACCGUGCUCGUGGAAAGCUACACCCUGCCUGAUGGACGAGUCAUCCGAGUCGGCAGCGAGCGUUUUGAAGCCCCUGAAUGUUUGUUCCAACCUCAUCUUGUGGACGUUGAACAACCCGGAAUCGCCGAGUUCCUCUUCAACACCAUCCAAGCCGCCGAUGUCGAUGUGCGUGCUUCUCUCUUCAAGGCCAUCGUUCUGUCGGGUGGAAGCUCAAUGUAUCCCGGUCUUCCCUCACGGUUGGAGAAGGAACUGAAGCAGUUAUGGCUCACGAAGGUCCUCGGAGGAAACCCGGAGCGAUUGAACAAGUUCAAGGUGCGGAUCGAGGAUCCACCGCGGAGGAGGCAUAUGGUCUUCCUCGGCGGAGCGGUGUUGGCAAAUAUCAUGGCAGACAAAGAGAACAUGUGGAUUACGAAAAGCGAGUGGGAGGAGCUGGGUCCGGCUCGGGCGUUGGAGAAACUGGGUCCAAGAUAA